AGGUUAGGGUUGUUUACGCUUUUUAAUCAUUAUUGUCUGAAAAUAUUGGAUUUGUUAUUAUCGGUUUGUAAUGGGGCCGCCCAGUGUUUAAAAACUCGUGUACAAGCGAAUUCAGCACGUAAAUUAGUGAGUUUCGCGUUGGAAUGCAGUAAUAAGGAUAUUAUUAAUUAAUCAAGUUUUAAUGAUGGAUCCUGCAUCCCAGAGAUGCAAACACUACAAGGACCUAAAAUUGCACAUCCAAAAGCAUUUGGAUGAUAAAGUGUGCAUUGAUGUGGGGUUUUUUAACAUGCAUUUGAGUGUAGUGAGGAAAAACUUAAUUGAUGAACCAGGCAGUGCAGUUGCUGAUGCAGCAUUGGAUUUCCUGGAACACUGCUUGAAAAUAUCGAAUGAUGAUAAUUUAAAUUCCGUUUUAAAGGAGUUUGUUAUAAAAAAUGAUCCUGGUUUGCAGCAAGGAUUAAAUCAGGCUAUAAGGCGAAGCAUUUUGAAGGCAAUUGAAAAUAAUGGUUUCAAUAUACAGGAUUCGGUGGUCAUAUGGAAAAAUUACAAUUUAGAACUGUUUGAAAAUGCUUUUGAUAAGUUGUGCAGAGAGGAUUUAACACGAGGAAAAUGCAAAAAAUUGUUUAUGAAUUUUAUAAUACCAUCCAUAAUGAAUAUGGAUAUUGAGAAUGAUAUAAGAAAUAUUUUGAUUAAUAUUUCGUUCACCAUACUCCCGUUGGCGAUUAUCUGCGAUUUAACAGAUGAAGAGUUCGAAAUUUUUUCGGCAUCGGUCUCUAAAACCUACAUAAAGGCGAUUCUGGACCUGCGCGACAAGGAGUACGAAAACUGGCACAAACUGUGGGUGAUAAUAAUCCGCUUCUGCAACAAAAGAUUGCACCACUCGAUGGCUCUGACGAACAUACUGCUGCGGGUGGUGGAGUACGCGUUUCGCAACCACUCUUGCAGCCAGAGGCUGCGCGGCUACGACUGCUGGAUCGAGCUGAUAAACAACGCGAGCCUUAGCCCCGCCUACCUGUCCAGCCCGAAGCAGCUGAAGCUGCUGAUGACGCCGCUGAAGGCGAAGUUCUCCAAGCAGGAGGAGGUGAUCGUCAAACGCUUCGAGGUGUUCGUUUAUCUCUUGGAGAAGCUGCGCGACAAAGCUGCGCUGUGCUUCACUGAGUUCAUGGAGUUUUGUUUCGGGCCGGUGGGCGCCAACUCGGAUCCGAACAAGAACGGCCAGGGGAUCAAGGUGCAAGUGUUGUGGGAGAAGAUUGUCACUGUGCUUUUGGAGAUGCUAGGGCACACUGACAAUUGUAUGCAAAAACAAUUCAACUUUGACCCGUUAGUGGUGAAUAGUGAAAAUAUCGCUCAAUUAGGCACCGCCGUAAUCAAAUCCGUAGCCGAAUGCUGCUCUCUAUUGAAUUCGUCGCAGUUCGAAAAUCGGGAUCAGAACAUCAAGUGCUUAUGGGAGAGCCUACUGAAUUUGUUGAAUAAAAGCAGUGAUAAUGUAAGAAGCAAAUGCUUGGAAACUAUUUGUUUGGUUUUGAAUGGGGUUUCUAAGGAUGCAUCAGGUGAUAAAGUAAUUAUAACAAACGUAUUUUAUGCCGUUAUAGCACAAGAUUUUAAAAUGAACAGUCUUACUUUUAAAAAUACGUCAAAUAUUUUAGUUCCUAUAAUAUUCUCAAAAAAUGCCAACAGAAACUAUGACUCAAAAACGUUCAAAAGCAUAAUAAACUGCAGCAUGGAGAACGCCAAAAAUUUUAAAUACUAUUUGUCGAUGUUCAAUACAAUCGCACCGAAACAAGACAUAAACCUUUCGUUGGCCUGCGAUUUUUGGGUGACGUUCGCAAAACACAUUUUGUUGAAUAUACACGAUAACGAGGACCAUCAAUAUUCUUCGUACUUAAUGUGGCCCGUGCAGUAUUAUGUGGAAAUUGAUGACGGGAAAAUACAGGAUAUUUACAACAAUUGGAUAAGCGUAUACAAAAAAGUAACCAAAGAUUCAGAUUUGAAUAAGAUUGAAGUCUUGGACAAAUUGGAAGAAUUAUUUAGAUCCAACGCUUCAUAUUUUUUAAACAUUUUAAUUGCAAUGGAAUUUAUUAGCGAAAAUAGCGAUGAUUUUAAGAAGGACUUUGUUACUAGGGUGAUGGAUAUAUUACUAUUGCUAUUUUCCUACGAAGAUUUACAAAGUGAAAGUAGGCAAAAACUAUGCCAAAUUUUCAAAAUGUAUCUAAACCCUCUCCUGACAUUCUACUUUGAAGGCAAAAAUGAAGAAGUGUUCACUAAAAUGUGCAAAUGCCUUGAAAUUAUACUGAAAUCAAAUCAAUAUCAAAUUUUGGAACAUCUCGCGAAUUUUCUGGACAUCGCCCCACAAAACGUUAAAACGGUAUUUUCAAACUCAUUGUCGACAAACUUACUAGACAUAACAACAAAAGAAAAUGCCGUAAGUGAUGCCGAUUUGGGCCACCUUAAAAAUAUAUUAUCACUGCUAAAAAUACAGUGCAGCUUGUUGGAUAAAUUGCCGGCUAAAAAAGAGAAACUUAAUUCGCCUUUAAGAACAAUAAAUGUCAUUGAGAAUGUUCUACUGAAGGGUCCAAGAGUCAUACGAAGUUUAAAGGCAGUAGAGGCCAUGGAAAGUGAAAGUUCGGAAGAAAAAUCUUCCGAAAUUUCGCCAGUUAUCGAUGAUGAUGAAGACGUUGACUCUGAAAUGAAAGAUGCUGGAGAAAUAGUUGAUUUACAGGAUGAAAACGAUGUGCAAUCAAAAGUUAUUUUAAUGGAUGAUAUUUUAAAUAACGAAAGUACGGAAAAUGGUGAAGAAUCCCAUAAUAAUCAAAAUGGUGACCAUAUGGAGACUGACAAUGAUAUAGUGAAUUAUAUAAAUGAUAAAAUAGAUGAGGCUUUAUCUAAUAAUGAGGAACCAAAACCUAUGGACGAUUUCUCGGCUGAAAUGUCGGAAAAUAUGGAAAAUAAACAAACCGAAAACAACAAUGAAUCGAGCGAUACAGCUGAUAAUAUCGUGGAAGAAAAUAAGCCAAACACUUCUGGACAUACAGAAGAUAAUACCCAAAACGGAAAUACUAAUAAAGGUAAAGUAAGCAGGGUUUUGGCGAGAUUAAACAUGGAAACUAUUCUUGAGACUUCCACCAGAACUAGAAAAAGAGAAGAAUCUAAAGAGGAUGCAGAUAAGAAAAAUAUGCGAGGUAGAAAGAGUGAUAUGGCAGUAAAUGAAGAAAUCAAAGAACAUACUAUAAAUAAUGAUAAAAAAGAAGAAUCCAAAGAAGAUGGACAUAAGACCAGUGAUAAAAAGAAGACUAGAAGUAGAAAAGGUGAUGUGGCACAAACUGAAGAAGACAAAGAAGAAAAAUCAACUGAGAAAAAUGAAGAUUCAAAAAAGGAUACUGAAAAGGUUAGUGAAAAGAAGAAAAGAGGUAUAAAAAGUGAUGUGGCACCAAAUGAAGAAAAUAAAGAACACCGAUCAACUGAUGUAUCAGCAAAAAAAGAUGAUAAAAAGGAAGAAUCCAGUGAAAAGAAGAAAAAAAGUAUAAGAAGUGAUGUGGAACCAAAUGAAGAAAAUAAAGAACACCAAAUAACUGAUGUAUCAGCAAGAAAGGAUGAUAAAAAGGAAGGAUCCAAAGCUAAAGAAUCUACUACUACUACUACUAAGAAAAUAAGUGAAAAGAAGAAAAGAGGUAUAAAAAGUGAUGUGGCACCAAAUGAAGAAAAUAAAGAAGACCAAUCAACUGAUGUAUCAGCAAAGAAGGGUGAUAAUAAGGAAGAUGAAGAAUCUAAAGAGGAGACUGAGAAGAUAAGUGAAAAGAAGAAAAGUGAUGUGGCGCCAAAUGAAGAAAAUAAAGAACAGCAAUCAACAAAAAUGGAAGAAUCCAAAGAAGAUGAAGAUAAGUCCAGUGAUGUGACACAAAUUGAAGAAAACAAAGAAAAAUCAUCAGCUGAGAAUUAUGAGGACAAGAAAGCAUCCAAAGAGGAUAUAGAUAAGACCAAUAAAAAGAAGAAACGAGGUAAAAAGAACAAAGUGGUUCCAAAUGAAGAAAACAAAGAACAUGGACCAGCUGAUGUAUCAACCAAAAGCGAUGAUAAAAAAGAAGAAUUAAAAAAAGAUGAUGAUUCCAGUGAAACAAAGGAUAUAGAAGGUUUAAAAACUGAAGAAAACAAAGAACAAACUAAAAAUGAAGAACUCAAAGAAGAUGAAAGUAAAUCUAGCAAUGAGAAGAACAUUAGCGGUAUAAAAAGUGAUGUGGCACAAGCUGAAGAAACCAGAGAAGAAAAAUCAACUGAGAAGAAGGAAGAAUCUAAAGAGGGGACUGAUAAUACCUCUGAAAAGAAGAAAAAAAGCAAGAAACGGAGGUCGCGAAGUAAAAAAAACAAAGAAGAAAAAUCAACAAAAAAGGCUGACAAAAAAGAAGAAUCUAAAGGAGAUGAAAUUAAGUCAAGUGAAGAAAAAACUGAACAAAGUGAUGUAUCCCCCAGAGUGGAAGAAGAACCACAUAGAACUUCAAGAAGUCGCAGCAGAAUGUCUGAAGAAAUCAGAGAAUCUGAAACUACCACCAACGGAGGUCAAUUGAAGAUAGAAUAUCGAUCUAGGAGAAGGAGUAAGGAACCAGUAGAAGAUAAGACUGAAGAAAUAAAUAAAGAAACGCCAUUGGAAAACGACAGUGAUGUUAUACAAUCAACUGAAUUGCCCGAGGUUGCGUUACCAGUAUCAUUACCAGUAUCAUUGCCAAGACUGACUAGAAGAAGCAAGGGAAAGGAUUUGGAGGAUUUAGCCAAAAUAGGUGUAGUGGCUCCUAACAACCAGAUUAAUAAUUCUCCGACUAAAGUUGUUGCUAGUACCUCCGUACUUCCCGACAAAGGUGAUGUUACUCCCACAAAAAGAGGUAGAGGGAGACCGAGGCAGACCAAGGCUUUGGAAUCUAAACAAGGUUUAACAGCGGCAGAAACAAAUGUUAAGGAAUUAAUUAAAGAUCCUACCGCACCAGAAAUUUUUGAAGAUUUAAAACCAAACCCUGAAGAUCUGAAACCCAACCUUGAAGAUCCUAAAACAGAGGAGACCAAGUUGAUUGGGGCCAAAAAAUCGAGGAGGCGGUCAAAGAGGAAAAGCGAUGUCGCAGCAAGUAAUCAGGAAAGCGAUAGUUCCGAUUCUUCGAUAAAUAAACAAAUGCGGAAAUCUAUGGAUCCGCCUGUCAAUGAUAAGUCUCAGUUAUCGUUGAACAAUAUUUGCGAUCGAAAGAUGCGGGCCAGGAACAGGAAAGGCGUAUCUCCGAAUGAGGAAAACAAAGACACGGCUAAUAAAGCAAAGGAUUUAACGGUAUCUUUGGAGAAGUUCAAUAUGCCUGCACAAGAAGAAACAGAAGAUAUAAUAGAAAGUUCGCAAGAUACCACUGUCAGCAUAACCCCAAUAAGUUCUCCCAAAAAACUGAGCAGAACCUCCAUAAGUCCAGUUACGAGAUCCUACAACAGCGACGGAUCUGGAGAUACAGUCACGCCAUCAGAAGCCGAUUCCACCGAUUCAAAUUUGAGGAAAAUGGUCAUAAAGGAUGUUAUGAAGCUGGAUUUACCUGAGAGACCAACUUUGACUGAUUCCGAGCAGUUUGUGAGUCAAAUGGAUACGGUUACGUUGCUCUCGGAUCAACUGGUUUUCCAGACGUCGUCCAAAAACUUAUCCGAAGAAAAAACUGUCAUUAAUGACGAUUUAACAUCGUCUCCUUUAAGAGACUCUGAGGAUAACUUACCCAGCACUCCUGUAUCGGCAAAGUUGACCAUCCCGACUUCUCCCGUGACCGGAGACACUCCAAUCAAAACCAAAGAACUUCUGGACGAUACUUUGGACAUCUCCCCGAUCAGCAGCCAAAAUGAACAGGACCUAGACGAAGAAAUCGAACCGGUAUCUUCGUACAAGCGACUGCUACUCAAGAAAACCGAUCCGAUGAUGUCUCCGUCCAGCUCCAAAAUGAUGAAGAUGUUGCCGUUCGCCACCAAGGGCGUCAACUUGCAGGAGGAGUUCGAUAAGGAAGACUUGGAGGAUGUUUACAGGUUCACCAGGCCCGUUCCCAGCCCCCUUGCCGUCCCCAAAAGUGGGAUAUUGAAAAGAAAGAUCUCCGACGUGACGGAUGAUGAGAGUUUACCUUGCGCUAAGAAGAAAAAAGUCCUGUUCAGCGAAUCAUCCACCUCCUCAAAUAAUUUAAUAUCCGACUGUUUGGAUUCGGAUUACACCUACUCGCACAUGGAUACGGAUACAGCGGAGUCGGAAUCCAGCCUUCAGCAAUUAAAUGAUUUUCUCUUGGACAACACAAAACCCAUUUAUCCAAAUUUAGUUAACUGCGAGGAUGAUGUAUUAAAGGUUCUAAAGACCAUGACAAACCCCAUGGUGGCCGGCGUUUGGCAGAAAGAAAUUGAAGAAAGUUAUGAAGUCAAAACUGUGGGUAAUUUGGCCUCCAAAACAGAGACAGAGGUUAAUAAGUUGCCUUUUAAGUCUCCUGUGGUUUCCAAUGUCUACAAGGCGCUCAAUAGCUAUUAUUUCAGAAAGAUUGUCAACAUGGAGGAUAGCUAUGAACAGAUUAAAGAGCUAUUUAAUAUCGCUGAGGAUAAGGUAAAAAUUGCGAGUUUUAUUUUGAGUUCCCUUCCAAAACACGACGUUCAAGCGGCACUUGACAAUUGCAAUAUUCAAACCAACGAUAUAAAAGAUUUCAUACAAAAAAAUGGUAAAGAUAAAGUUUUGGAAGUUAUGCGCGAAUUAUACCCAGAAACAAACAUUAGUACUAGUAGUAAUACAAGUACCAAGAUUACAAAUGAAAACACACUGGCCCAAGAGUUGGCGUUAAAAAGUACAAAACAACUCCUGGACUUUCAGGAAAACAUCUUCAGCAAUAUGUCUGAAAGAAGAAAACAUGAUACAUACGUCAAAAUCUUCAAAUUUCUAUCGGAUAAAAUUCCGGAACACAGGCUUCUUGAGUUGCACAUCGACUUCUUAAAAACGAUCCAGAUGAAAAAACCGUAGAUUAUUAAGAAACUAUUUAAUGAAUUUUAAUAUUAUUACUUAAAUAAUAAUAAAUGUGUAACUAAAUAUGUAGACUGUUUAGGGUAGCUUAACAAGAGGAUUUACUUUGGUUUUUACUACUAAAAAAGCGUAAGUGUUUUAUUGUAAAUAUACUGUGAUAUUCACAUCAUAAAUAAAGUGUUUUAUAAUUA
Molecule: messenger RNA, 7179 nt
Organism: Brassicogethes aeneus
Lineage: Eukaryota; Metazoa; Arthropoda; Insecta; Coleoptera; Nitidulidae
Source: the annotation of a GenBank genome assembly